AACAAGUAUUUCGGUGGAAAGUGUAUGGGGGGGCGGCAGAGUGAGAUACGAAGGAGGCAUUGAACUGAUUCUCAUUGUUGAGUUUUUUCAAGUAUUAUUUAAAUAAAUAAAAGGAAUAAAAAUGUCCUAUGAAACAAAAUACAUUUUUGCUACAUUGCCCAGGACUCAAAGAGGACAACCCCUUGUCUUAGGUGCUGAUCCUAAAGGGAAGAACUUUUUGUACACUAAUGGUAAUAGUGUUAUCAUUCGAAAUAUUGAUAAUCCAGCCAUUGCAGAUAUUUAUACUGAACAUUCUUGUCCAGUUAAUGUUGCAAAGUAUUCUCCCAGCGGAUUCUACAUAGCAUCAGGAGACCAGUCUGGCAAAGUACGUAUUUGGGAUACCGUUAACAAAGAACAUAUUUUAAAAAACGAGUUCCAUCCCAUUGGAGGACCCAUUAAAGAUAUAGCAUGGUCACCUGAUAAUCAACGUAUGGUGGUAGUCGGAGAAGGAAGGGAGAGAUUUGGUCACGUAUUUAUGGCGGAAACCGGUACAUCUGUAGGUGAAAUUUCGGGCCAGAGCAAGCCCAUUAACUCUUGCGACUUCAGACCUGCAAGACCAUUUAGACUGAUCACUGGAAGCGAGGACAAUACUAUUGCCGUUUUCGAAGGACCCCCAUUUAAGUUUAAAAUGACCAAGCAGGAACACACUAGGUUUGUUCAAGCUGUCCGUUACUCGCCUAACGGCAAUCUGUUCGCGUCUGCAGGAUUUGACGGGAAAGUAUUUAUUUAUGAUGGCACAACUUCAGAUUUAGUUGGAGAAGUCGGAUCCCCGGCUCAUCAAGGCGGUGUAUAUGGAGUAGCUUGGAAACCUGAUGGCACGCAAUUACUGACUGCUUCCGGAGAUAAGACAUGCAAACUGUGGGAUGUGGAAACUCGUUCACUGAUUAGCGAAUUCAAUAUGGGACCAGCAGUUGAUGAUCAACAGGUGAGCUGUUUAUGGCAAGGAAAUAAUUUGCUGACUGUAUCGUUAAGCGGAUUUAUCAAUUAUCUUGAUGUCGACAAUCCUGAAAAGCCAAUUAGAAUAAUCAAGGGUCAUAAUAAACCAAUAACAGUAUUAACGUUGAGUCCUGAUAGAAGUACAAUUUACACUGGAUCUCAUGACGGAUACAUUACCAAUUGGAACGCAAAUACAGGAGAGAAUGAUCGCAUUCAGGGCCACGGCCAUGGGAAUCAGAUCAAUGGAAUGAAAGCCGCGAAGAAUUUGCUUUACACUGCUGGUAUCGAUGAUACCUUGAGGACGGUGGAAAUCGAUGCGAACACUUAUACAGACACAUCUGUUGUUAAGCUGGACAGCCAACCGCGAGGUCUAGAUAUUUAUAACGAUAUUGUUGUAAUUGCUACAAUUAGGCAGAUCACUGUUACUCAAGAUGGCCGGAAGGUAUCAAGUGUACCUAUUGAUUACGAACCUUCCUGCGUGUCAAUUAAUCAAGAGAAUGGUGACAUAGCUAUAGGAGCUACAUCAGACAAUACAGUUCAUAUUUAUACAUUAUCAGGCACGAGUCUAACUCCUAAAACUGAAUUGGAACAUUUGGGUCCAGUCACAGAUGCGUCAUACAGUCCGGAUAGCAAAUAUUUGGUAGCUUGCGACGCAAACAGAAAAGUGAUUCUUUAUGUUGUCCCGGAGUACAAGAGGCUCGCGCACAAUAGGGAAUGGGGUUUCCACAACGCAAGAGUGAAUUCUGUAGCGUGGUCUCCUGACUCGGAUAUGGUCGCCAGUGGUAGCCUGGAUACAACGAUCAUUAUUUGGAGCGUUGCAAAUCCGGCAAAGCAUACCAUUAUUAAAAAUGCUCACCCACAAAGCCAAAUAACGCGUUUAGUGUGGCUUGAUGAAGAAACAUUGAUCUCAGUAGGGCAGGAUUGCAAUACUAAGAUAUGGCGUAUAGAAAAGAUUUAAUUAAUUUCACGUAAUAUUUAUCUUAUUUUUCGUUUCCUUUUUUCUUUGAAGAGCUUAUCUUUGGAUGCAUUUUAUUUAUUUUGUAGUCAAUGGAUAUUGUGUAUUAUUUUUUAAUACGAUCCUUAAAUAAGAUUAAUCAGAUUCUACUGUGAUCUUUUUAUAUUCGAUACAUUUGAAAAGAAUGAUCAAAACGAGUGACACGUUACAAACAAAAGCCGCCGCCGCGAUACUUUUUUACAUUUUCAUGCAGCGUCAAUUAUAAAUAACAUUUUUACACACUGUAAUUAUUUUUUAAAUGUUUACAGCGUAACGAUAAACACACGGUGUUGUUUGAUUCUUCAAUUUUUACUGGGUGAUUGUAAAAAGAAUUGAUUGUGGAAGAAAAAAAAAGAAAUCAAAAAACGGAUA
This is a messenger RNA of Megalopta genalis, 2341 nucleotides long. The record is from RefSeq and is a predicted model, not a curated record. NCBI's taxonomy places the organism in Eukaryota, Metazoa, Arthropoda, Insecta, Hymenoptera, Halictidae.